AACUACAUUAAAUGCUUAAAUGGCCUGCAGCAAAUGAGCAAAGCAUCUUGUUAAGAUAUAAGUGCAGAAAUGUGUUUUCCCGCUAACAGUGAAGACAGAUACCGUUAGUGCUUGAAUAAGCAUAUGCAAGCCGUUGAAAAUGUGACUCAAGAUUUUCGAAACGCUAAACCGCAUAAACAUUUGCGGCUGUUGCAUACGCGGGACUCCAGUUCAAGGCGCCAGGCAACACAGUCAGUCCCCACAAAUGCGCUUGUCAUUGCGACUGCAACGUAUAAAUUCAGUUCACGCUCAACAAAGCUGGUAAUCUCAUUUUGCGUAGCGCGUCAAACGCAUUGUCUCCAGGCAAUAAGAAUGUACACUGAAGGAAAAAUCCACAUCAAUAUGCAACAGCAACUUUUACUUAUUCUCAUCACCAGCUUUGCGACAUGUCGAGCUGGCCUUUUGGCCCUGUCACCGGAAGAUUUCCAGCAAGCGGGUGACAUUAAAAUCGCCACCAUUGUGCAUAACGCACCCUCAGCCGUCUCGCACACCACAUUCACACGUGUGCAUAAUCAUCGUGACAGCGGCCAGACCACGCAGCCACAACUCGCCAGUACUGUAGCCACACAAACGACGGAGGUGCAUCAGCCGAAGCCGUCCGUUGCCAGCCAACCCGUCUACACCCCGCAACAGUUGAGUGUAUUCCCAACGACAAUUAUAAAGCAUGAGUUGCCAAAAGCUCCGUUGCUAGACAGUGCUGCGGCUACAGCCGCUGCGGGCAACGGUGGAACACCAAUCGCCAACUCAUUGACACAUACGCCAGCACAUUUGACCUAUUCUGCACGGCCCGUGGUGUAUCAGACGCUUCCGGAAAUAAAGCCGGUACGAAAAAUUAGUUUUGAUGAAUCAGUGCCUAGUCCAAGGAAUAAGCAAUAUUACGGUACCCAUUAGCAUUGAGAACUGAAAUAAAAUAAUGCUAUAAAUAAAAAAAAAAUUCGUACACAAAAAAGGCGGAGGACUUUAGAGUAAAUUAUUAUAGUUUCGAAAGAAUUUACACUUUUUCAAAUUUCCAAGCAGCUAUACUGGCCUUGAGUUCGCUGACUAUGAACUCAAAGCUAGUCAAGGAGUACAUAACUUUUAUAACAGUAGG
Bactrocera latifrons is the source of this 1129-nucleotide messenger RNA. RefSeq lists its product as uncharacterized. The coding region runs from base 124 to 930 and encodes 268 amino acids. The record is from RefSeq and is a predicted model, not a curated record. The transcript has 3 exons. Lineage: Eukaryota; Metazoa; Arthropoda; Insecta; Diptera; Tephritidae.